Messenger RNA from Recurvomyces mirabilis, 1791 nucleotides. RefSeq lists its product as uncharacterized. The record is from RefSeq and is a predicted model, not a curated record. The transcript is spliced from 6 exons. Bases 1 to 1791 code for a protein of 596 amino acids. NCBI's taxonomy places the organism in Eukaryota, Fungi, Ascomycota, Dothideomycetes, Mycosphaerellales, Teratosphaeriaceae.
AUGACCUUCGCGGCUCUCACCACCCUCCUAGCUCUGGGCGGUAUCACCACCGUCCACGCCGGCUGGCCAUCUGCGUCGCAAGCAGCACUCAAGCCAACCUGCGGCUAUCCUGGCGGUGGACCUACUGCUACCAUCGACGCUGGAGUUGUAAUCGGCACCACGACAUCGCUACCCGCCGCCACAGCCACUGUCAACAAGUUCCUCGGUGUACCUUUUGCUAAGUCACCGCCGACACGCUUCGCUCCUCCUCAGAGCCCGAGGACUCUCAAAUCGCCUAUCAAGGCUACGGCAUGGAGUCCGGCAUGUAUUCAACAGUUUGUCUAUCCGCUGGCGUCGCAGCAGUUCACUGAGGCUGUCUUCAAUAAUCCCGCGCCGAAGGAGAGUGAGGAUUGCCUGUACCUUAAUGUCUACGCCCCAUCAUCCCCAGCUCCAGCAGAUGGCCGCGCUGUUAUGUUCUGGAUCUAUGGUGGCGCUCUCGAGUUCGGCAACGCAGGUCAGCCAGCCUACGAUGGCACCUGGUUUGCCAGUUACGAGGACGUUAUCGUCGUCACGGCCAACUAUCGCACGAACGUCUUCGGCUUUCCUUCGUCUCCCGAGCUUGCUACCACUGGUCAUAAUCUAGGCUUUCUUGACCAGCGUUUCGCACUUGAUUGGGUUCAGCACAACAUAGCUGCAUUUGGCGGGUCACCGAAUAAGGUCACCAUCUUCGGCGAGUCAGCCGGCGCAUUCUCUAUCGACGCCCUCCUCACUUCCUUCCCGAAAGGCUCGGUACCGCCCUUCCGUGGCGCCAUCCUCGAGUCUGGACAGUACAGCUACCGCUCCGCACCAUUCACCAGCUCUGUUCCAGCCUGGGAUGCACUCAGUGCUGCUCUGGGGUGUCCUGGCAAGUACAACAGCAAUUUGACUUGUGUCAAGGCGGCUUCUGCUACGGACAUCCAGACCAUCAUUGACACGCAGAGCCUUCUGUUCCCACCUACACCGGACAAUGUUACGCUGGUUGCCGAUCCGGCGAAGCAGAGGUUGAGCGGCAACAUUGCUCGUAUUCCUGUCAUGGGCGGUACGAAUACACAGGAAGGACGGUACGAUGAACCACUAGAUGCUCGCCCUCGAUCUACGGUACUGACAUCUCGCAGAGCCUUCACAGUCGGCCAAACAAACACCACGGCCUUCCUCCAAACCCUGUUCGGCCCGAACCAGGCCCUGAUUUCCGCAGUCGAAGCUAUCUACCCCAUUGGCUCAGCUGGUAUAUCGAGCGUCUACGAUCAGACCAGUGCGAUCUUCACAGACUAUAUCUUCCAGUGCCCGCAAGCGAAGUGGGCGAAUGACACAGCCGCUCUUGGCAUCUCGACCUGGCGAUAUCUUUUCAAUGCUAGUUUUGCUAAUACGCAGGCGUAUCCUGGUUUGGGCGUCUAUCACUCUAGUGAGAUCCCGAUCGUGUUUAGCACCUACAAUGCGGCGAACACGACGACCCAGGAAUAUGUGUUGAGUAAUGCUAUGCGUGGCGCCUGGGCUAGGUUUGCGAAGAAUCCUGCUGGUGGCCCGGGUUGGAAUGCUGUCGGUACCGGGGCUGCUGGUCAGGUUCUGACAGGAGCUAGUGGUGCUGUAGCUGGUGGUGUGCUUGUUGGUGCGGACGGGAAGACGCUCAAUGGCACUUUCGACCUUGGGCUUUGGGGAAAUCGAGGCGAUGCUUUGGGUGCUGGUGUCACUGUCAUUGAUCAGAAGGAGGCUGACUAUAGGUGUAAGGUCUUUGAGGCGGUCUUGGACGCUAUCGCGGGGACGACUGGGCAGUAA